This is a messenger RNA of Xenia sp. Carnegie-2017, 608 nucleotides long. RefSeq lists its product as uncharacterized. The record is from RefSeq and is a predicted model, not a curated record. The transcript has 2 exons. Lineage: Eukaryota; Metazoa; Cnidaria; Anthozoa; Malacalcyonacea; Xeniidae. Bases 91 to 585 code for a protein of 164 amino acids.
CCUUCUGAAAAUUCCAAUGUUUCCUCUGGCUCAGAAAGAAAUUUCUAUCAUCAAAAGUUUUCAGUUGCUGUUCACAAUUCAUGUUUUCUCAUGUUGUGUUCUGAUGGUUAUAACAUUACUGUAAUCGAUCUAUCGAAAGUACCAAAAUGUCCUCAAAUAAUCAAAUACUUUUCUCAAGAUAUAUUAUACCUUCUCACCGGUCACUUCAAUGACGGGCAAUCUGAAAGUCGUCGUUAUCCAGAUAUUGAUAAAGACCGUGAUGCACUGACUUUGACAUUUUAUAAUGUCGUUCAGGAUGAGCUAGACAUGAGUGAAUCAGACCGUAUAACCAACAUAAUAAGAGCAAAGUUUGUUUUAUUACAGACGUUAGGAAUUGCCACGUCACACUCGCACAAAUGGUCACGUGAUAUGUUUCCUGAAAUAAGUCUCAUUGUUUAUUGUCUAGAGCAGUUCAUCAUAUAUAUACUGCAGAAUGAAAAGAAUGUUGAUGCACUUUCUGAAGAUAUUGUGAAGUUUUUUAUUUCAUGUUGUGAAACAUUUCGAUGGGAUAUCGUUUACCAAAAUUGUCAACGUUUGCUCGUUUAAAUCAUUCAUCUUUUCAUUCAAUG